Messenger RNA from Fusarium mangiferae, 3210 nucleotides. RefSeq lists its product as uncharacterized. Lineage: Eukaryota; Fungi; Ascomycota; Sordariomycetes; Hypocreales; Nectriaceae. The transcript has 5 exons. Bases 1 to 3210 code for a protein of 1069 amino acids. The record is from RefSeq and is a predicted model, not a curated record.
AUGGCAGAGCUAGCACUCGCAGUCAUUCCGCUCGGUCUCAAGACAUGCUCUGGGCUUGUGAGCUAUCUGGGCGGGCUCAAAGAUCACGAUGAUGCAAUCGCUCGACUCAAACGCCUUGCGGAAUCCCUCGAAGGCAGUUUUCGCUUACUUGACGGUCUUCUGAAGAGUGGCCAGCUGAAUUUUUCGACCUCGCAGGCUGUGGCUCAGACUCUACGUUGUCUGGGCAAUUGCGAGGACGCCUUGAACGACCUCAAGUCUUUUGGGGACAAGAUCUCGGCGACGACCACGCCUGACCCCAAGCUCGGAGACAAAGUAAAAGGCAGCUACCGCAAAAUCGUCUAUCCGCUGAGGCAAGCUCAGCUUGCACAGUUGGAAAAUACAUUGGAAAGCCUUUGCACACCUCUCAACUUGGCCGUUCAGAGCUUGCAGCUAGAGUUACAAGCCACAAUUUCCAAUACUCUGAACUUGAACACUACGACACUUCAGAAAACUUCAGAUGACGUGUUGGCUGUUGCUGCUGAUGUAUCUGGUCUUCGUGACCCCAUGUCAAGUAUCGAGACGAAGUUUCCAUCACUUCAAGCUUCCGUCGACGGCAUUGCUCCCCAGAUUAGCAUGAUGAUCCAAGCACAGUUCAAGUGCCAAAUGGACGAGAUCAGACACUCAUUCCAACAAGCCGAGUCUUCUUCACUUCGGCGAAACACUCAGACAAAUGAAAUCCUGUCACGACUGCAAAUUGAUCGUCGAAACCCUGUCCCAGCCAUUUACAAGCUUGCUGUGAAGCCAAGUGCGCUCUCUACAGUUACUUCUUCAGUUCUGGCCUGCUCUUGUCCCACUAGGAGGUUCCGCACUCGGAAGACACUUCGGCUUGGGCCACUAUAUUUUAUUGACGAGACGAUGACCGACUUUGCUCACUACAAUGACUGUCAAUUCGGUUUUGUAGACCAUAAAUACUCACGAAAUCGUACAGUCAGAUUAUCCAGUAUUGUUCGACUCGUAAACAAAGCUGUCGAACUUACGCUGCGUACGACUGGAGGAGCAGGCGGCUUUAGCAUCAGCCCGUCUUUCACUUACUUUGCAGAGGUCGAUGAAAACAGAUCCCCUGCUUUCAGGGUCUUGAAUCUUUGGAGGCGCAACGUGCUUGCAACCGAAUGGGCUAUGACAAACUGCCCAGAAUUCUUCUUUAAGUCGAUCAUAUCCAAACUGCAAGCUAUAUUCAGUUCAGGAACUGCAAGACCUACUGAUCUCAGCUCACAUGGUUCCUCGUUGCUUCAUGUACUGUGUUUUGCUAUGCAAUAUUCUCUCCCGCCGGACCAGAGUUGGGACCAAAAGCAACUCGUGUAUACCAAGGCCAAGCCAUUGUUCGAGUUCCUUAUCAAAGCAGGAACACCAUUGUCGGCAGUUAAUUCUGAGGGGUCGAUGGCGUGGCAUAUAGUGGCCGAUUAUUGGGUGCUCCCGGUAACCAUAAUCACUGACUUACAUGUCGAGGAUGUUGAAGUAGCUUCAGUAACAAGGAGGGAAUUCUUUACCCUUCGUCUAAGGCCGAAAUACUCUAUGAAGUAUUUUGAUUGGAAUCAGAAGUUUUUUGAAAGUUUAUUCGGACCACUAACGCUCGCCAUUCUACGCACAGACAUAGAGGAGGCGAAGCAACUGAUCAACAACCGCCCGGAAUGCUUGGACGAAAUUAGUUUCUAUAAACAGACUCCUCUGCACUUCGCAAUAGAGAACCCGGAAAUUCUAGAACAUUUGGUGCAAAAAGCCAGUCCAGGACAGUUAGUCCGGUCAAGCAUAGCAUUUGAUGAGAAGAUAACCCCUCUCGGUAGAGCAAUCUGGCUCAGUGCAGACAUUUGUUAUGCCCAGAAAGAAAAGAGCCGGACUUUUUGCCCUUGCACCACAGCGGUCGAAACUAUUCUAGCUGCAGAUUGUCCAAUUAUACCUUACCGCGACUUUACGAUAUCCACGGUACCAUACCUGAAUGGGUUUUCUAAUGUAUUCAGGCGCGCUUCGAAACAUUGCAAGCAUCUACUUGCCAAGCAGUUACAAUCCUAUCGGCGAGAACUGGAGCAGAUAGCUCAAAAGAAGCUACCGAGAUCGGUACACAGGGUUCAUAACUCUUGGGUAUCCGAUACAAGCGUGAAAGCUAUCGAGUGGGAUCGAAUACUACGUGAGAGAGGUCUGCUAGAUUUUGGUCGUCUGUCGACAGCAUUACCUGAUGACCUGAAAAGAUUGCCACCAGGGAAAUAUCAUUCGAGACCUAUAUACCUGGACAUUAACAACCCAGAAGAUGCGUCUAUCUUCUGGGAUCUAGGAUUCUCCGACAUUGAUGAUCAAUGGGCAGAUUGGGCGCUGACACAUGAGGCUGGCCCUGGCAUUGGCAAGAGUUUUCGACGCUUUUUGGAAACUGUUAGACCAGCAUAUGCAAUGUGGUUACAUGAACACUGCCCGAACCUCUGGAGUUUAGUUUGUGAGCACCGGAAACUGGAGUCACCGGUCUUUGUUCUGGCGGAAGUCAUUCUCGGUCUUUGCGACAUUGAUGAUAUUGGAUGCGAGGAGAUGGUACAGUAUCUCAUUAAUUCUCCUAUAGUCAUCGAAGACACAGACGAUUGCGUCUGUCCUUGCUCGCCCCAAGGGUGUACACCUUUUACUCAUGGAGUCAAAUUAAUGGCCGCGUUUCACCACGGCCAUGAAUUCCUGCGAUUAUUUAUCAGCAAAUAUGGACAAAUCCUGAGUUUGAGUCAACAUAUAGCUGUUUUAAGGCAAGCGACCUUUCAGAAGCUUGGUAUGGAACACACAUGUAUCCACAAACCAGACCACGUAGAAUGCGGGUCGUCCGAAAGCGAUUUUGAUACUCUAACAAAGGAUUCAGAGAAGGAAAUGUACCUUGAAAAAUUGGUCAUGGAAUACCAGGCAUUUUUGCUCCGUGACGCUGACGAUUCGCCCGACGAAGCCGGAGAGGACUGCAAGGAUUCUAAUGUUGAAGUGAGUACCAGAAGGUAUUGGCGAGCUAUGGAAUACUGGGAUUCUAUCUGGCCAUUGAGAGUACAAGAGAUUGAGCAAGAAUUGGCAUCCUCGUGGAAUCCAGAUCAAGAGGUCUUGAAGAACCUUGGGGUCUCUCUUUGGCUGGAAGAUGAAGGAGAAACGGAGGAAUGGUCAGAAUCAUCAAAUGAGGAUCUGUUUCGUAAGAUGAUGGACGAACUGGAAAUGAUCGAAUAG